This is a messenger RNA of Fimicolochytrium jonesii, 1320 nucleotides long. RefSeq names its product nucleophile aminohydrolase. Gene Ontology annotation, cellular component: proteasome core complex. The record is from RefSeq and is a predicted model, not a curated record. The transcript is spliced from 5 exons. NCBI's taxonomy places the organism in Eukaryota, Fungi, Chytridiomycota, Chytridiomycetes, Spizellomycetales, Powellomycetaceae. The coding region runs from base 164 to 919 and encodes 251 amino acids.
CUACUCUCGUAAAGAAUUGAACGGUAAGUUUCCACAGGGAAGCAACUGUGAGCCCGGUUCCCAUAGUCCUAGGACCUGCAGUGCCUCUGCCUGCAUCCAAAUUGCAUCGACUCAUCCGUCCGCGACUCGCUUCACAGUCUCGCCCAGUACAUUCCUGCCCACCAUGAUCUCUCUCCCCUCCUACGACUCGCACUACGACCAUUCCUCAAACAUCUACCGGACGCAACAACGACAGGCAAAGCAUUACGCAUCGGCUAGCCCUGUCAAAGCCCCAGUAGAAUGCAGAUUCUCGCCGUACACGGAUAAUGGAGGAACUACCCUCGCGGUUGCAGGCGACGACUUUGUAGUGGUUGCUGGUGAUACGCGUCAAAGCGAAGGCUACAGCAUCAACAGUCGAUACGUACCCAAAGUCUUCCAUCUGUCCAACGACUGCGUUCUUGCAACCGGGGGAAUGUACGCUGAUGCUGUCACACUUGUAAAGACCCUGGAGCAGCGAUUGGAGUGGUACCGCCACGCUCAUGACAAACAAAUGAGCAGCGGCGCCCUUGCUCAGAUGUUGUCGACGAUUCUAUACCACAAACGCAUGUUCCCUUACUACGUAUGGAAUACUCUCGGGGGCAUCGACGAGGAGGGCAACGGGGCUGUGUACAGUUACGAUCCAGUCGGAAACUUCCAAAAGCAGAAGUGGGCUUGUGCGGGUUCUGCGGGACAUCUGAUUCAGCCGUUCUUGGAUAAUCAGGUUGGAUUUGUCCAUCAAAAGGUGGUGGAAACACUGACCCCCGAACGGGCCCUACAAGUCACGAAAGAUGCUUUCACAUCCGCCACAGAGCGCGAUAUCUACACCGGUGACAUGGUGGAAAUGUUUGUGGUCACGAAGGAUGGUGUGCAGAAAAGCCAGUACCCAUUGAAGAGGGAUUAAGGGUGCUCGCAAUCAUCAAGGGGCUGUUCCUGCGAUAUUUGUGAUCCUUGGCGGGAGUUUUUGUUGUCAAUAAAGACGAUAAUUGUACAUUCCGGAGUUCGAUUCUUUUCUUUCCCUUGUUGAAUUAUGUUUUACGGGAAUGAGUGGAGGAACUGCAAUUUACGACUUUCACGACCAGUGGGAAUAUAUAUUACAUGAACGUUGCCCUGAGGUUACGCUACUAUGGGGACACUCCGCCGCAACAAAUUGCUUCCCGAAAGCCGAUUCCUACUCGAUGUAAGCGGCAAUCUCAUCGUAUGUGAAAGUCUAAACGGUGAAAGAGAAGCGAUCAGCCCCACAGUCACAACGAUCACUUAAAGGGCAGUAAGUGGGUCUUACAUGAUACUCCAGGCUAUGGUCCA